Messenger RNA from Halteromyces radiatus, 584 nucleotides. RefSeq names its product RlpA-like double-psi beta-barrel-protein domain-containing protein-containing protein. The transcript has a single exon. Bases 150 to 557 code for a protein of 135 amino acids. The record is from RefSeq and is a predicted model, not a curated record. NCBI's taxonomy places the organism in Eukaryota, Fungi, Mucoromycota, Mucoromycetes, Mucorales, Cunninghamellaceae.
UUUUUUUUUCUUUUCUUCAUCAUUUCAUUUUAUAUUCGUUUAACGCUGGUCGUUUUUUCUUUUUCUUCUCUUUUCAUAUCAACACUUCCCAAUCCUUUUUCAUUUGAUUUGUAUAUUACCACCCAUUACUAGCAUAUACACAUACAACAAUGAUGCGUUCAAAUAUUUUAUUCGUGAUGAUGAUGAUGAUGGUUACAUUGAUUGUAGCUGCACCUAUUGAUUUGGAAAAACGUGGUGGUAAAACUUAUACUGGUACUGGUACUUGGUUCCUUCCUGCAACUGAAGGUGGUUCCACUGGUGCCUGUGGUCCUAAGGAAGGUAACAAUUCUCCCAUUGUAGCCUUGAAUCAUCCUCAAUACGGUAGUUUGAACAAGAAGAGCAAGUAUUGUGGCAAGAAGAUUCGUAUUACUGGUCCUCAUGGUACUGCUACUGCUACUAUCAAUGAUGCUUGUCCUGAAUGUAAACAUGGUGAUUUGGAUUUGACUCCUGUACUUUUCAAAAAAGUCAUUGGUGACAUGAACAAGGGUGUUGGUAAAAUCAAGUGGUCUUUUAUCUAAUCACUCCUCCAUCCUUUUUUUUUUUUU